This is a messenger RNA of Cutaneotrichosporon cavernicola, 2682 nucleotides long. RefSeq lists its product as uncharacterized. Gene Ontology annotation, biological process: regulation of DNA-templated transcription; L-aspartate catabolic process; biosynthetic process. The record is from RefSeq and is a predicted model, not a curated record. The transcript is spliced from 8 exons. Lineage: Eukaryota; Fungi; Basidiomycota; Tremellomycetes; Trichosporonales; Trichosporonaceae. Gene Ontology annotation, molecular function: zinc ion binding; pyridoxal phosphate binding; L-aspartate:2-oxoglutarate transaminase activity. Gene Ontology annotation, cellular component: mitochondrion. The coding region runs from base 1 to 2682 and encodes 893 amino acids.
AUGAGCGACAGCCCCGAUCUCCCAGAGAUCGAGGUCCACCCACCUCCAGCAGAGGCCGACCCGCCCCCAGACCCACAACCAGCCGACAUCCAACCAACCGGCUCCGACCAUUCCCAAGUCGAGGUCGUUGAAGAUGGUGGAGUUGAUGUCGACGUCCUUGCGGACGGUCUCGACCUCAACCUCGCCGCUGCGCUCAGCGCCAUUCCUCCAGAACACGAUGAGAUGGUGGUGGAACAUGAGCACGGGCACGGGCACGACGAUGAGAUGGUGGUGGAUCAUGAGCACGAACACAAUCAGCUCCAGGCACUCGACCCCGACACGCUUGCUGACCUCGCCGCGCUGAGUCGCAUGGAAGAUGAGGAAGCAGGCGCGGGCGAGCUCGUCGUGGAUGAAGGACAGGACUUUGCCGAGCUUAUCGGCCAGGCGAUCACGAACGAGCAGGUCCAGCAGUUUGUCGACACGUUCGGCGCGGUCCAUGAUGAGGAAGAGGGCGAGGUCGUGCCUCAUCCCCCAACACCAAUUCUCCAGGCUCCCUCGCCAACUCCGCCAACACGGCGUCGCCCCAUCCACGACUUCCGCACGGAGAGAGCUCGCUCCACGGAUGAGUCUGAUACUGAGCGCCGCGAUCCCGACAGCUUGUACUACUUUGAGGACGGCAAGACUAAGCGGCGGCGGAACCGGACCGUGUUGAGCUGUACAGAGUGCCAUCGUAGGAAACAACAUUGUGAUCGCAACAUCCCCUGCAGCAGGUGUAUCAAGCGCGGCGUCCCGAGCAUGUGCCAGAUGGAGGUGCCUCCCGGAAUGCAGCGCAAGCGCAAGCGGCCCAACCCGGACGUGCCGAUGAAUUAUGAGCUCAAUCUUAGGGUGCAGGCGCUCCAGUCACUCAUUCGCGCCGGGCGCGAACAGAUCGACCCAGAAACGUCGUCAUCGACCGCGAUGGAGACGGUCAUGCAGGCGACCCGUGCGGCGAAUAACGGGCAGCGGGAGGCGGAGCACGCGCUCGCGCAACUCUCCGACGUUGGCAACAACCUUGGCCAUCUGAACCUGGAGGCACAGAACUCACUGCUCAUGGACGUUAUUCAACACCUCUCUGCGGCGAGCAUGGGCCGUCCAGCGGAUGGGAGUCCCACCGAGAUGCGGGAUACGUGGUCUGCGAUCCCAGUAGCUCAGUCACAGAGCAUUGUGCAAAUUGAAGAGGCACAUGCGGCGGACGAGUCACCCAACAAGCUCAACGUCGCGGUCCACGGCUUCCGGGACGACAAGGGUAACAUCUACCGUCCACCAACAGUCAAGCACGCAGAGAAGGCUCUGCGUGAAGACCCGAACCUCUUCAACGAGACACUACCGAUCGAAGGGUAUACCCCGUUCCUUGACCUUGGCACGCGCUUCGGGUACGGAGAGGAUAGCGUUGCGUACAAGAACAAGCGCAUUGCCUCAAUCCAAGCGAUGAGCGUGACCGGUGGACUCAGAAUGGCAGCUAUCUUCCUUAGCCGCUUCCCCGCAACUGCAAGCAUGCGCUCCGUUCUUGUCCAGACUCCAGCAGCCGAGGAGGAUAUCGCGGCUCUGCGCGAUGGUGGACUCGACGUCAAGUUAAUCCGCUUCCUUGACCACAAGACAGGCCUGGUCGACUGGGACGGCUUCCGCGAGGACCUGCAAGCCGCACCUCCGCGCUCAGCCGUGCUCUUGCACGUGAGCGGCAGCAUACCGACAGGAGCGGACCUCACACCGCAGCAGUGGCGUCAACUGACCACACUGUUGCAGGAGAAGCACCUGAUCCCGCUCGCUAUUAUGGCGUACCAGGGUCUCUCGAGCGGUGACACCAACCGUGAUGCACAGCCACUGCGCUUUAUGGUGCACGAAGGUCUGCCGGUCGUGCUCGUGCAGGGCUUUGACUCGACCAUGGGGUUGUACGCUGAUUCGCCGGCCAUAGUGAGUGUGGCGACGAAAAACACGGACGACCGCGAUCGCGUCGACUCGCAGCUCCGUAACAUCGCGCGUGCGCUGUACUACCAUCCGCCCGCAUGGGGUGCGCGACUCGCUCACGCCGUGUUGUCCGACGCGCGGAUGUACAAGGUCUGGCUAUCGGAGAUUAAUGUCCUGGCCGGACGCCUCAGGAGCGUCCGUGACAAGCUGUAUGCGAUCCUCGCGAACAAGCUCAAGACUCCCGGCAACUGGGAGCACAUAAAGCGCGCUUCAGGCAUGUACAUUACACUUCUCCUCCCACAGACGCAGCUCGACGCCCUCACCACCAAGCGACACAUCCACUUGCUUCCCGAGUCGUGCGUCAAUCUCGGCUGCCUCAACGGGCCGAAGCUGGAGACGCUCGCACGCUCUGUCGACGCCGUGGUGCGCGACGCAGCCCGCGAAGCCGAGGAACAAGCGCAGGCGGCGCGACAGAUGGAACUGGUGCUCAAGGUCACGCGCGAGCGCGAAGCCGAGGCCGAAGCGGAGGCUGCCCUCGAGGCCGCUGCGGUGGCGGCUGCAGCCGAGGAGGCGCAGGAACGCCUGCUCAUGGAAGAGCACAUCCAGCGGGCUAUGGAGGCGCAAGCGCUGCAGACGGAGGAGGAGGCACAUACGGACGAACAGAGCCUCCUCGAGGAGGUGCAGAGGGCUGCGGAGAGGGAAGAGAUUCGACGGCAGGCGGAGAUGAUUGUGGGGCAGAUUGGGUUCUCGAGUGUAUAG